Xyrauchen texanus (razorback sucker) is the source of this 2008-nucleotide messenger RNA. It is a transcript of the gene irak1bp1, whose product is annotated as interleukin-1 receptor-associated kinase 1 binding protein 1. The record is from RefSeq and is a predicted model, not a curated record. Gene Ontology annotation, biological process: canonical NF-kappaB signal transduction; immune response. NCBI's taxonomy places the organism in Eukaryota, Metazoa, Chordata, Actinopteri, Cypriniformes, Catostomidae. The coding region runs from base 7 to 753 and encodes 248 amino acids. The transcript is spliced from 4 exons.
ACCAACAUGGCGCUUAGCCCGUCUCGUGUCUUUGCUACACUUCUACCGACUGCUGCUGAUGUUUACGGAGAGGAAAACGAAUCAGUAUUUAAUCGGGUCGCCAAGCAGACGUCUUUAUAUCCUCAAAGCAACAUAAGAGUUGUUCAGGUCACGGGCUGUGCCAAGUUAUCGUGUCCUCCGGAUCAGGCCACCGUAACAAUUAGCGUCAAAAACAGUAAAGAAAAUGUAAACGACGUGACUAAUAGCGUGACUAGAAGACUGGAGUACAUACUGCAGACUGUGAGACAGCAUGAUGUCAAGGUAGACAACAUCACUGUAGCCAAGCAUUUACAAAGAGAGGAGGAGCUCUUCCACAUGCAGGCUGAGGUACAAGUGGUGUUUUUAGACUUUGAAAAGAUGCAGCAUGUGCGUUCAGUUUUGAUUGAGAAACUUGACAAAAGUGUGUGUGUUGGUGACCCCCAUUACACUCACAGUGCUGAAAGCCUCAAUUUGUUAAGACGGCGUGUAUGUUUGGUAGCUGUGGACAAUGCCCGUCUCAAAGCCAGCGAGGCCUGUGGCAUUCUGGGGCAAGCUCUGGGACGCCCACUGCUUGUACGUGAGGAAGAGUCACGAGAGUGGACAAGCAGCCAAGAUGAAGUCACUGGCACUGCUCUAACACUGCAUCAGAGGGCUGAGGCUACAUUAGUCUCUGCCUCUUCACGAGUAUUUGUGACCUUUGAACUACGACCAAAGGACAGAAACAGGAAAAUUUGAUGUUUUUGUUUAUAAAUGAUACAUUUAAAUUACAUGUUGAAACUUUCAUUUGUUUUUUGAUUGUUGCUGAAGGAGCCAGCAUGUAAAGUUAAUUAGAUGUAAAAAAAAAAAAUUCAUAGAUACCACUGUUUUAACUUGAUUUCCAAUCUAGAACAUUCUGAACAGCACAGUAUAUAACGCUAAAACCAUGCUCCAAGCAAUCAAGUAAUACUCACACAUGCUGGUAAAUCAUCCCUGUUUUUGCAUGUUGGUAAUAAGAAAACAUUCUGCAGUCAAAAUGAAUUUGUUAGUUGAACCUACAUUUUGAAUAUAUAGGAAUAUAAUGCAUUUUAACGUGAUGAAGGACAAUUGUCAGAUUGCUACUAGAGCUCAGUCAUGCCAUUUAUAAGAUGUAAUUUCUUUCAGCAACAGCAGAUGGCAGAAUUGCUAAGAGAACAGCAGUAUCUGAACAGCAUUUUGUUAUACAUCCAUACAGUGACUCAAAACAUGGUCUUUUGUUUCAUUUGAUGAAAGUAAAAAGAAACCCAGAAAACCAGCAAAAUUUUGCAUGGCUCAGCCCCACUCUAUGAGGUGUUCAGUCUAUGCUAAAAUAAAAAUAUGUACUUUUUUCCCCUAUAAAUGGAUGUUGGACCUUAGUAAGGAAAUGCCCAGAAUACAUGGGACAUAUUCUUUAAACAAAACUAUAAUGUCAAAAAGCCGUUUCAGAAUACAUUUCAAGAAGUAAACUUGUUUCUGUAACAGCACAGCACAAACCUGUGUUGUUGGGAUGCUAUACAUAGAUUUACAACAUUUUAAAUUUCAGGGAAAUUUUGCAAACAGUUGUUUAGGAAAGUGCUCUGGUAGUUUUUGUUGCCAUUUAGUGUUUUUGGAGAAAAUCAAAUCAAAGGAGCCUUUUACCCAGCGGGGCCUUUAGACCUGUUGUACCCUAUUUAAAGUAUACUACCAGUAAAAAGUUUGGAGUUGACACAGUUUGUGUUUCUUAUGAUCUUAACCCCUUAAACUCCGGUGCAUAUUUGGGCUGCCGCCCGCCAUUUUUCACACUCAAAUUUAAAAGCUCACCAUUCACACAUACUGUGGACUAAUUGCCAAAAUUUGGUCUAAUUGUUCAGAGAACCCCCCCAAAUAAAAUGAAAAAAAGACUCCAAUUAUUUAUACAUUUUUUAAUGCAUUUAAAAUCAUAUGAUAAACAAAUUUGUUUUAGCAAAAAAAGCAAAUAAAUGUGUUGUUGUCCUAACUUUGUAAACAUGUAAUUCUG